This is a messenger RNA of Acaulospora morrowiae, 363 nucleotides long. The record is from the annotation of a GenBank genome assembly. NCBI's taxonomy places the organism in Eukaryota, Fungi, Glomeromycota, Glomeromycetes, Diversisporales, Acaulosporaceae.
GGAAUACCAUCUAAAACGCAGGAAGAAACAAGAAUAACUAGACAACUCACAGAUAAAUGGAUGGGACCUGUGAAAAUAAUAUGUGUUAAACCUCAAAUAACUAUAGAUUGUCAAUCUGUAACAUUUGAGCAAUUUAUGGAAAAACAUUGGAACAAUGAGAAUAAGAAGAUAAAAACAAUAGAGACAGAAAAAGAACAACAGCAAGAGUUAAGAACCCAAAAACUAAAUAAUCAAAAUAUAAAGAAAGAGGAGGAGAUUCUUAAUCAGGAAAUGGGAAUAAAUGAGAUAAUAAAUAAUGUGAGUGGAUGGCCUAUAGAAAGACUAAAAAUUUUGUUAGAAUUAGUAGAACAAAAAGAAGAAUAG